GUUGCUGACGCUAAAAUCUCGCGCGGUCUAUCAAACUAAGUGAUAAACGUCAAAAAUCAUGUGUUCGACUGAACACUCUAUUGAUGCUUCAUGAAUUACUCAACCAAGGUUCUGAAAAUAAUCAGGAUGAUAUUUUCACGCUGACUUCUUAUAACUAAUGUCACUCAAAUAUGAGUGUAAUAUGAUAAGUCUGUGACAGUAAACAAACAACCCGUGUGAGAGUCAUGGCUGGACAUGUCAUACAACCUCUAUCCCCGGGAGUGAGGUCUUACCUGAGGACAGGUGUGGCUCUCUGUAGUGUCGCCCAGUGUAUGGAGGAGCUUGUCCUAAACUCUGUUGAUGCUGGUGCUACAUGUGUAGCUGUCCGCAUUGAUCUAUCCUGCUUCAAAAUCCAGGUGGUUGACAACGGAACAGGAAUGACCAAGGGUCAGCUGGAACUUGUAGGCCAAAGGUACCACACUAGUAAGUGCCACACAAUGGAUGACCUCAAUCAGCUCUGCCACUACGGGUACCGGGGAGAGGCUAUUGCCAGUCUGAGGGAUGCUAGCUCAGUAUUAGAGAUAACAUCACGUACAAAACAUUUAACACAGACGUUUUGUAAGAUCUUCAACAAAGCAACACCAACGAAGGUGAUGCCGUCAAGCGUGCCAAGACCAAGCGCCGGCACAACAGUCACGGUGCAUGAUGUAUUUUACAACAUGCCUGUAAGGAAGAAAGCCAUGAAUCCAGUGCUGGAGUUUGAGAGAGUGAGAAAAAGACUUGAGGGUAUAGCACUGAUGAGGCCUGCAAUUUCAUUUUCCCUAAGAAACGAUAUCACAGGAAACCUUGUACUUCAGACACAUAAAACCAAUGGUGUGUUGAAUGUGUUCACCUCUCUAUUUGGUAUAGGAAGGUCCAAGACAUUGUCGCCUGUUCAAGGACAAUCUGGCUGCUUUAGUGUGGAAGGAUACAUAGGAAAGGAAGGCUUUUCAAAGAAGGACUUACAGUUUGUGUACAUAAAUAAACGUUUAGUGCUGAAGACCAAAAUUCACAAGGUCAUCAACUGUAUACUUGGUAAGUCACUGAUACUGAGGAAGAAGGGUGUAGGUGACAGACAGGGAGAAGGUAAACAACAAGAAAGUGUGCUGUCUGUAACUUCAAGUCCAACAAAAUAUUCAGAGAAGUUUGGAGUGUUUGUGGUGAACGUUUCAUGUCCAUAUACAGAGUAUGAUGUAACCUUUGACCCUGCAAAAACACUAGUGGAGUUCAAGGACUGGGACACACUCUGUACCUGUAUUGGAGGAGUUGUAUCUGAAUUCUUAAAAAGGGAAUGCCUUUUACUAGGAAUCCAGGAUAUGAUGGCAGAGGAGAGAGCAACUUCAAGUGAGAACAACAAGUCGGGUGACUCUGCAGAGAUUUCCUCUGACGGAGAGCAGACUUCAACCUCUGGGGACUCUACUAAACCUGUUACAGAACAGAUAAGUACAAGCAGCAACAGAAACUUCCUUACUUCAAAGCUGGUCAAGCGACAAGCUAAAAAUGUCAGUGACCAAACUGAGGUUUGUGAAGAUGAGAAUGUAAUCGAGACGUAUAAGGGAUUAGAUGCCACAGAGGAUCAAGAAAAAGCGACUGACAUAGAAAGUUUAGAAAAGAUUUACGACAACAAACUUGUUCAAAAUAAAGAAAGUGAUAAAAAUCUGGAAUGUGGAGUUGAGGAAGCGAUGAAGAGUACAUCACAAAAUGUGAGUAGUAGUGAUGAUGCCACUGAAUCUAUAACAGACCACACAGUCUUAUCUUCUACAAACAGCUCCAAUGUCAAAGGCAGAGAAACGCAAUGGGACAGAAAGGGGUCCGACAGUGAUGACAGAGAUCAUGAAGUAAAUGACAAAUUUGAUGAAGAUGAGGAUUAUGAAAGUGAAGAUCCUGUUCCCAAAUUUGAAUGGAAUUUUAGGAGAAAAGGGAAAGAAUUCACAAACGCAGUUGAGAAACAGCGUACAAUAAUUAGACUUGAAACACCACAUUUAGGUUGUAACGGUGGUUCUACACUUUCUCUCAUCAGAAAACGUCACAGCUCUAGCAAUGAGAAGGUGAGAGGCAAAAGUUCAAAUCCUGAGAAGAUUUCUUGUUUCAAAUCCAUGAAGAAAAAACUGCACUGUGACAAAACAUCUGACAAUGAAGUUAAAAGGUCAGAUUAUCGGUACCAGUCUGAGAUAAGACAGCAUAGCCAAAAGAUUGACUCGACCAAAACUUCAGAAUUGUCCCUAAGUGACACCUUUGAUGCAAGUAAAACAACUGAAGUUCUCUCUCAUAGAAAACUGACAGAACAAAAUAAUGAGGAAUUUAGUUCUUCCUCAUCAAACAGAAAUGGAGCAGAUGAAAUAAGGCGUGGGGGAACUUUAUCGCAAGAAGGACAUGUAUUCAAACUCAGCCAUCCUCAAAAAAGGAUCUCAGAGCUUGAGGAGUCUUCCGUGGCAGCCAAGCUGGCCCGGUUGACAAGGUCACGACGGCAGAAAUCAAAUGAUGUCACAGGCCAAGUUUUUGGAAUUCAAAUGGAAGAAGAAUUUCCUGUAUCCUCACCUGAAGAUACCAGGUCUGAAACAUAUUGUACUAGAUCAGUUUCUGUAUCAGAAUGUCAACAGGAGAUGGUUACUUCAAAGGAAAAUAAAUCAGGAAAUGGAUGUGAUUCGUUUGAAACUUCUUAUUCAGUUUUGUUUUCUGAUAGAGCUCCUAACAGUAGGAGCUUGAAAGGUGGAGAUAGUAACAUCAAUAAUUCAUCAGAUUCUACAAGAAAAAUGGUUGACUCUCCAACUGCUCCAAAGAAGUUUCUAACAACUGCAUCUUUUGUGCAGACAUAUGAUGAUGUAUUUCAGAAUCAUAAACCCUCUAAAAAAAACGUUACUAUGGUGGAUACCAGUAAUUCUAAUGAUUUUAGAAGUGAUACAUUCAAAUUGGGAUGUUAUACAGAAUUUGGAACACUUGAAAACAAACAGAUGAAAUCUAACCAAGGAUUUAAGCCACUAAAAACCAAUUCAACAGUGGACCACAGCCAAAUAUUAUUUGACAAAAAGACAGAGAUGGUUACUUUUCAUGGCGGUACAGAAGACAUGAGUGAUAUAGGUUCGAACACACAAGCUAGCUUCUGCAUUAAUGAUGAAGGGGCACACUUUCCAAGUAUUUCUUCUGAGUCAGAGGCAGACAUUGUGCAAGACAUAGUGUUGUUUGAAGGGACCCCAAAAUCUAUCGAUAAGCUGGACAUAGACCAAGGGGAUGUCCAUACUGAGGAUUCUAACACAGAUCUAUUGUGUUAUGAAGAAUUUGAUUAUGCUCCGACACCUGUAAGUAAGGAGAAAUCUUAUCACAGAAAUACUCAGCAAAGUUCCCAGACUUCUGAUAACUCUUUGCGUUGUCAGCAGAAUCAAACUUUUCCUGACCCAGUGGUACCUCGGGAUUACCAGGGCCAUGACAUCCAGUCAACACUGCAGCAGGAGGGGCAAAUAUACAACAUUAACACUUCCCUGUCACACAGGGAUGGUGAGGGUUACAGUGAACUUACCACACAGACCUCAGAGGGUUUUGUUCCCGGCUUGUCCAGUCUAGAAACUUGUCCCAGCAGUAAAGGCCUGGCUACACAGGGAUCAGAUACCACUCAGUCUCAAGGCUUUGUUCCUAUAUCUGAUUUAUCAGCUGUGAUCGAUAAACAGGUGCUUAUGGAAUCACUACAGGAAUCACAAGGAUUUGUACCAGUACCUGCUUUCACAGAAGAGCGUGUAAUAUCACCAGCCGUGUCUGAAGGGUUUUCCCCUGUUAUGAUGGAUGAUGAUAUGAACGUGAAAUUAAAUAGUGAUACCAGUAAUCCAAGCGGCAAUAAACGCCUCUGUAAUGACUCUAACGUCAAUAGCACAGUAAUCUCCACAACCCAAGGUAGUGAAACCCUGGCAGAAUAUCUAGACUCCUACUCUUCCUCUAUAGCUGAAUUGUAUGAAGAAGACAUGAGCUAUGUAAAGAAAAAGAAGAGGUCAAAGAGCUGUAGGUUACCUUACAACAGGUUCACCACUGUGGAGAGUUCAGAACAGUCCGAAUCUUCUGUAAGGGAUGUGGCUCAGGACAGUAGCUUAUCUUUAGAUAUCUCUACUAUAAGGUCUCAGAGUCUGAGUAACUUGUCUGAAGACUCCUUUCCCACUCAACUUACCAAUGAUUUAUUCAAAACUCAAGCUCGGUUCAGGACAGACUUUGAAUCUUCUGUGUCUCAGAUUUCUGUAGACCCAAGCAUUUUAACACAGGGUCAUGAUCAUUGCCAGCAGAUUGACAGUGAUAAAGGUACAGAUUCUGUAGGAAAUGAUGGAGAGAAGGGUUCAGGUUCAGAAGGAAAUGGGGGAGAGAAGGGCACACGUUUGGAAGAAAGCGAUUUUGAUGAAGUGUCUAGUGAAUUUACUGUAAAGAACUUUACUCACAAAACAAAUUUAGAUUCACUGUCUUGCAAUGAAAGCAUGGAGCGUAUUGAAAACUUGGACUGUGGACAACAAAGCCACAGCCAUAUUGAUCUGACCAACGUCUCAGGUGUAAAUCGUUUUUCAUUGUCACAUGAAAAGGCAAGGUGUGUCCAGUGUGAGUCCAUCGCAAUGCAGGAGAGUUCUUGUGCCUCGACACAAACAGCUGUUGUCGCUGACAAACCUCGCAAGGGAACACAUUAUGAAGGGGAGACAACUAUGUUUAAUUCUAUUACAGAGGGUAUGUGCAAUAAACUAGACGAUGGUAACUGUCAGGUGAGUUAUUCAGGGACAGAGUCAUUUCAAAAUUGCCCUGAUAGAAUUCAAGAUGCCAACAAAAGGAUUUCAUAUUCUUCUCAGUUUGUGGGCAACAUAGCUGAUCAAAGUAAUAGCGUCCCUGAAAAUACAAGCGAUGAGCAUUUUGGAUACAGCUCUUCUGACAGAUCAGAAGAGCAGUUCAAUGUUGAGGGACUUAGUUCAAAGCAACUAAAAGUGUUUAGAGAGUCCAACAGGAAAGGUAAAUUACCAAAGAACUUUUUAGAUAUUUGUGAUAUAAGUCAAGUGAACAAAACAGAUAUCUCAGCAAAGCCUGAUAGGUCGACUGACACCCCUACUCAUCAGUGGUCAGAUGAUGAUGAUGAUUUAGUGGCAGUCGUAAAAAGUGUCCAGUCUCAUGGUCAGCAGUCAGAGGAUGUGUGCACCAACAAGACCGCCACUACAGCAGACAACCAUUCUAAUCGUGAGCAACCAUGGAUGGAAAUAGAAGAUCCCAAAACAGGUGAGAAGUUGUAUGUGAACUGUCUGACAGGCCACACCCGGCCUCGGGAUGGUAGCUGGGAACCACCUCCUCUAGAUAAGAAGACGACUAGCCCUAGUUUAACAACACCUUCAGGGAAGAAUGCUAUGUUAGGUGACCUUUCACCUCAGUCCCAUAAUACCCUGCUCCACAUCAUGUCUGACCAUUUAGAAACCUUGGACAAAGAGGAGGAGGACCUGUUGUCUGUCAAGUGGGCAGGUACAAGAUGUAGUUCUGAAAGGAAAGAAGACAGCCAGACAACAGAUGUAAUGAAUACAAGAUGUGUGGAGGAUCUACUUGAGGACUGGGACAACCCUGUGUUCUCAAGACCAGAACAGGCGAUAGCCACAGCUGUGGAGGUCAGUGGGAGGUCGCGAGGUACAGCCAGGGUUAAUAGUGUCCUUCACUCUCACAAGUUCACCAAGGACAUGCUACAGGAUGUAAAGGUGGUGGGACAGGUAGACAACAAGUUCAUCGCCUGUAUGACCAGUUCCAGGACAAACAACAUGGCAGCAGAUCCAAAUCUGAUGUUGCUUUUUGACCAGCAUGCUGCUCAUGAGCGUGUUCGCCUAGAAAGACUUACCAAAGAGGCUUAUGAGGGAGACAACAGGAUUAGCCGCUCAAUCGUUACACCUGCCCAACAUUUGACACUAGAGCAGGAUGAAGUGCGAGUGAUGGUGUCGUACAAAGCGGAAUUCUCCAGGAUAGGUGUUGACUUUAGUGAAGACAAGCAGGAAAGGGACUCCAUCUAUGUACACACUAUCCCAGCAUGCAUCAUGCAGAAAGAAGUUAAUGAGGUUAAGCGGAAGAGGGAUUCCAUUGCAUGGAAUGUGGUUCUGAAUCUGUUAAAGGAACAUGUAGAGUUGUUGAUAGGCACCAGUGGUGUCCUUGGACGAUUACCAGCUACAAUACAUAAAGUAUUGUGUUCCCAGGCGUGUCAUGGUGCUAUAAAGUUUGGUGACCAGCUGUCUGUGGACGAGUGUGAGGAACUCCUCAGCUCCCUGGCCCAGUGUGACCUCCCGUUCCAAUGUGCCCACGGCCGGCCCUCAAUCAUGCCUCUCCUUGAGAUGGACAAACUGCAGCCAGGACAUACAACAACGAAACCUAACCUAUGGAAAAUUUCAAAGCAUCUUCAAAAAAUCUGAAAACAGACAGUGCUAACUUGAUGCUGAUCAUACGAAUUGUUUUUUCUUGUUCAAUAUAGGCUGGACCACUAUGUGAUUUGUGAUAUUUCUAUGAAAUUCUCAUUGCUGUGCUACAACAUGUGAUUGUGAAGUAAUAAAUAACAAGAGACUGGUGUGCUACAUGUGGUAGUUCUAGGUGACAGUAUACGCCUAGAAAAAAGCUCUAUAUGUGGUAGUUCUAGGUGACAGUAUACGCCUAGAAAAAAGCUCUAUAUGUGGUAGUUCUAGGUGACAGUACAGGCCUAGACUGAGGCUUUACGUAUGGUAGUUCUAGGUGACAGUACAGGCCUAAACUGAGGCUUUAGGUAUGGUAGUUCUAGGUGACAGUACAGGCCUAGACUGAGGCUUUACGUAUGGUAGUUCUAGAUGAAAAUACAGGUCUAGACUGAGGCUUUACAUAUGGUAGCUCUAGGUGACAGAACAGGCCUAGACUGGGGCUUUAGGUAUGGUAGUUCUAGGUGACAGAACAAGCCUAGACUGGGGCUUUACGUAUGGUAGUUCUAGGUGACAGUACAGGCCUAGACUGAGGCUUUAGGUAUGAUAGUUCUAGGUGACAGUACAGGCCUAGACUGAAGCUUUACGUAUGGUAGUUCUAGGUGACAAUACAGGCCUAGACUGAGCCUUUACGUAUGGUAGUUCUAGGUGACAGAACAGGCCUAGACUGAGGCUUUACGUGUGUAUGGUAGAUCUAGGUGACAGUACAGGCCUAGACUGAGGUUUACGUAUGGUAGUUCUAGGUGACAAUACAGGCCUAGACUGAGCCUUUACGUAUGGUAGUUCUAGGUGACAAUACAGGCCUAGACUGAGCCUUUACGUAUGGUAGUUCUAGGUGACAGUCCAGGCCUAGACUGA
This is a messenger RNA of Mizuhopecten yessoensis (Yesso scallop), 7298 nucleotides long. RefSeq lists its product as uncharacterized. NCBI's taxonomy places the organism in Eukaryota, Metazoa, Mollusca, Bivalvia, Pectinida, Pectinidae. Gene Ontology annotation, biological process: mismatch repair. Gene Ontology annotation, cellular component: mismatch repair complex. Gene Ontology annotation, molecular function: ATP binding; ATP-dependent DNA damage sensor activity; mismatched DNA binding. Bases 225 to 6407 code for a protein of 2060 amino acids. The record is from RefSeq and is a predicted model, not a curated record. The transcript is spliced from 15 exons.